CUGCACUACAAAUUCAUAAAUUCUCAGAGUCUCACCUAUCGCUAUAUAACUCUUAUAUCCGACGCUCAGAUCCGAAUUUCUUCAACGCAAAAUCAUGAAGAAUCUCUCUCCGGCCGAGCUCAAAGCCUACGACGGCUCCGAUCCGGAGAAGCCUAUCUACGUGGCCGUCCGCGGCAGCAUCUACGACGUCACCACCGGCAAAUCCUUCUACGGCCCCGGCGGCGCCUACGCCGUCUUCGCCGGCAAGGACGCCAGCCGCGCCCUCGCCAAGAUGAGCAAGGACGAGAGCGACGUCGUUCCUGACCUCGACGGCCUCACCGACAAGGAGCUCGGCGUUCUCGCCGACUGGGAGAAGAAGUUCCAGGCCAAGUACCCCGUCGUCGGCACCGUCACCUAUAAUUAAUUAGGGCUUUUUCAUGUAUUCAACUGAUUUGACGAUACAGACUGAUUAAGUGAUGUUCUCGAUCGAAUCGCAAGUGUUUUUCAUGUGUUUUGUGUGUUGUAUUCAUGUGGAUACUUGUUGAAUGAUGAUGAAUAAAUUAUAGUAUUGGUGAA
This is a messenger RNA of Salvia hispanica, 555 nucleotides long. RefSeq names its product membrane-associated progesterone binding protein 2 (gene MAPR2). The record is from RefSeq and is a predicted model, not a curated record. NCBI's taxonomy places the organism in Eukaryota, Viridiplantae, Streptophyta, Magnoliopsida, Lamiales, Lamiaceae. Gene Ontology annotation, cellular component: membrane; endomembrane system.